Molecule: messenger RNA, 2399 nt
Organism: Cavia porcellus (domestic guinea pig)
Lineage: Eukaryota; Metazoa; Chordata; Mammalia; Rodentia; Caviidae
Gene: Fam151b
Product: family with sequence similarity 151 member B
Exons: 6
Coding region: 132-962 (276 amino acids)
Source: RefSeq, a predicted model, not a curated record
CUCCCCACUGUUUCCGGUCCGGCUCACCUAGGUACUCAGGAACCUGGGUUCGGGCCCGCCGUCUAGUGUCAGUGGAGUCAGGUUCUUACGCGGCCGGACCCGCGCCUGUGCAGACAGUGGGCAUCAUCAUCAUGGCAGCGCCCGCGGCUGGCCAGGGAUGCUGGAGUGAAAAUAUCCUGCACUAUUUCCUGAGAAAUCGUCAGAUUGCCACGGAGGACGGCGCGGAGAUUAUCUGGUACCACGGCGCCAAUCACCAGGCGCAGAUGGAGGAGGCGCUGAGAAGUGCUGCUCACAUGGUGGAGGCAGACGUGCUGCUCUCAAGCACUGGCACGGAAUGCAGCCAGCCGGUCAUGGCACACCCCCCGGAUACCCACAGCGACAACACUCUGCAGGCCUGGCUGGCCGCACUGGUGCCUAGCAGCAAAGGCAUCAAGCUGGACUUUAAGAGCCUGGCUGCAGUAGAGCCCGCCAUGACCCUCUUGGACACGGUGAGAGGUGGCCUGCGGCGGCCCGUGUGGAUCAACGCCGACAUCCUCCCUGGUCCUGGUGGAAGCAGCAAUGUCGUGGACGCAAAGGCCUUUAUAGACUCCGUGACAUCGGUCUUCCCAGCAGUGACGCUGUCCCUGGGCUGGACAACAGGCUGGCAUCCCGAGAAGGUCAAUGAAGGGUACAGCUGGGCCAUGGUGAGAGAGAUGGAAUCCAUAUGUGGUGGACUGACUCAGCCUGUGACCUUCCCUGUCCGGGCGGUGCUGGUUAGACAGUCCUGUCCCCAGUUACUCUGGCUACUAAAGCAAUCAGACAGGUACAGCCUGACUGUUUGGACUGGGAAGGAUGAUAACUAUUCCACUGCAGACUUACUGUACAUUAGGGACUACUUUGAUAAAAAGAAAGUUUUCUAUGACAUUUUGGAACCACAAAACCGUGAAUUUAAACAAGCCAUUGGAAUCACAGUUAAUCUCUAAGAAGAUUCCUCUGAACUGUUUCCUGCUUUGGUUUUAUAACCCUCUCUGCCUUGGCCUGAAUGGAUUGCACAUUGGUUUAUGCCCAGUUCAUCCAGUGAGGAAAUGGACAUCACAUACUUCCUGUUAGAUGUCAGCCCUCCUGAAGCAGAGCUGACCAGGAGGACCCUGAGAAGGGCUUGAGAGGCUGAGUCUAGCCCGCUCCUCAGUGGGGUCAGUGUCGUCUGUCCUGCCCAGCGUAGCCUACCAAGGCUUCUGGGCUUCCAUGAAGUCCUGAGAUGUGAAAUUUCUCGCAUCGAAUAAUCGGUUUUGUGUGGCUAGGAAACCUGCAGUUCUGAAUUCAGACUCCUUUCAGCCCUUCCUCACCAUAGGCCUGGGAAUAUCUCCAGUACCGUAACUGCAGCUCACUUACCAGAAAGGCCUGGUGGUGAGAACUCACUUUUGGACUGGUUGUGAGGGCUGCAUCCAGGACACACGAUAGUGACAUCCGUUUGCGGGCCUGCAUGUUGGCUGACAUGGGUAGUUCCUUCUGGAUAAGUGCCAGGAUUGCAGAUAAUCGCUCCAGCAGUGACAACACAAAGCCUUGUUGCCCCUGAAAAUCCGCCUGGCGUUGAGUGGAGAAUGCUUGUUAGAUACCACCUAAAGCUGUUUUCUGUGGUUGUUUGCCAGAGACCGAAGGGUAAUUUUAUCUUAGAAAAACCUUUCAACAACUGCCAUAAAAAUAAAUGUGAGGAGGUAGCAGGCCCGAGGCAGCCCAGGCUUGCUCCACAGAGCCAGUUUCUCCCGUAUGCUUCACUUUUACUUUUUCAAAGAAACUUUGCCACUGCCUUAAAAAAAAAAAAAAAAAAAGACUUCUGGGAAAAGGGUAGAGCAGUGAGCAGCACAGAGAGCACCUCCCCAAGUCUGGUGUCCAGAGCCUGGACUGCAGCAAUAUAGGAAGGGAAGGAGGAGAGAGGUAGAUCCCGUGGGCACAGGAAGGAUCAGAGCUGAGCGUGAAGCCCAUGGAGAGAGAGAAUUCAGGAAUCAAGCAAAAAAAACCAGGGGCGGUGGCCCUGCCUGGGGGGAGAAGCAGCAGGAACCCCCGCCCCCACCAAUAAGCAGGUGGCCCCAGCACAGGCUGAGAUGCUGGUAAAUGAAGCAGGCAAGCAACCUGACUUGUGUGUGUUGUUUGACUGACUUUGUAAGAGGGCAGUAGUCUGAGCAGAUAUUUAGAGGAUAUUCAAUAUUCAACAUAGUAACAACUGUGGAUUUCCCACUGUCCUAUCACUGUUGUUUUUCAUGUCACUAUUCUGUUUUAUUCUCUUUAAAAUAAAAAAUUUAAAAACAAUUUUAAAACUAUAGUAAACAUACUUGUACAUUUUCUACAAUGACUAUAUAUUACUUCCAUAAAAUGACUUCAGUUAAUAAAUAAAUUGCAUUUCAAUGAAAUUUUAAAUCAAA